AUGGCUGCCAGAUUGUCUCUCCGGUCCAAACACAAACUACUCUCGGGGCAUGAGAUCCCCGUUUUGGGCUAUGGAGUUGGUCUAUAUGAUGUGCGUUGGGACACCAGCCAAGGAAUACAGCUAAUAGCCAGCAGCCCUUCAUCUGCGACCGAGAAGGCCACAGCGGAAGCUCUCAAUGUCGGAUUCCGUCAUGUUGACUCCGCAAUCAUGUAUCGCAACGAGAAACCAUGUGGACGAGCCAUCCAGAGCUCCCAGCUUGAUCGAUCGCAGAUUUUCUUUACGACCAAGAUUCCCCCAGAAUCCAUGGGUUACGAAUCUGCGAAACGAGCUAUCAACUCAAGUUUACGCGAAGCUGCACAGGACUACUUUGACCUCAUUCUGAUCCACGCUCCCUACGGUGGUAAAAAAUCCCGUCUAGGAUCUUGGGAUGCGCUUGUCGAAGCCCAGAAGGAGGGCAAGGCUAAAGCCAUCGGCGUGUCUAACUACGGGAUCCACCACCUCGAGGAGCUGGAGAAAUACAUCCAGGCUGGUGGAGGUGGUCAGAUCGACGUCGGUCAGUAUGAGCUGCAUCCGUGGCUAGAUCACUCGGAUAUAGUGGAGUGGUUGCAGAGUCGACAGAUCGUUGUUGAGGCCUAUUCGCCUCUUGCGCACGGAAGUCGCCUUCGAGAGCCUGUGCUGGGCUCCAUUGGGAAGAAGUACGGAAAGACACCAGCGCAGGUGUUGAUCCGCUGGAGCUUGCAGAUGGGAUUCGUGCCUCUGCCCAAAUCCACUACCCCCCAACGCAUUCGGGAGAAUGCCGAUGUCUUUGACUUUGAGUUGGCUGAGGAGGACAUGAAGUUGUUGGAUACGGGGGAGUACGAGCCUACGGACUGGGAUCCGACUGUUGACUCAGACUGA
Messenger RNA from Penicillium salamii, 897 nucleotides. Lineage: Eukaryota; Fungi; Ascomycota; Eurotiomycetes; Eurotiales; Aspergillaceae. The record is from the annotation of a GenBank genome assembly.